AUGAAAAAUAUAGUUAAAAUAAUAAUAAUUAACUAUUACUGUUUACCAUAUAAUUUUUUAAUAUGUGAUUAUAAAACUAUCAAACCAGAAAAACUUAUUAACACAAAAAGUUUGUUGUUUAGUAAGAAGGAACAAUUGAAAUUACACACAGUGUUUGAGGGCGUUGUAAGCCAAGUUUUAACAGCUGUUCUUGGUAACUUUAUAGAAGGUCUGAGUGCGGACCAAUUGAAGUUAGGGAUUAUAGGUGGAGUGAUUGAACUACACAAUCUCGAAAUCAAGAAGUCUGCACUUGAUUUCUUAAAUCUCCCCGUCUCAGUGAGUCGGGGAGUUUUAGGGAAUUUGACGGUGUUGAUCCCAUGGUCUGAUUUGCUGAACAAACCAAUUCAAGUACUUUUGAGUGAUAUUGCUGGUCUUGUUGAGCCACAAAAAGUCUUUGUUUAUGAUGAGAACAAAGCUAAAGAAGACCUUGCGAACAAAAAGAAAGUCACACUUACCGAAUACGAAAUUCAAAAAGCGUUUGAAGAGACAAAAAAUGCGGGUGACGGGAUUGUGACGCAAUUAAUAGGGAAGAUCAUCGAAAAUAUCAAAAUUUCUAUAGAAAAUGUCCACUUUCAAUUUUUACGUCCAAACACCGAAAAAAGUGCAUUGACCAUUGGUGUUUGUAUUGAGUCAAUCGACGUUUCUACUAUUAAAAACCCAAGUAUACCAAACACUCCCGUGUUUAAGAUGAAAGCUAUUAAAAUCAAUCAUUUCAGUGUAUAUAUCUGCCCAAACUUACUUAUUCAAAACUACUCCGAGUAUAACACUAAACAGUUUUUAACAUACAUGAGAAGCUUAAUACCAUCGCCUUAUUCAGAUAAAGGAUAUAAAAACAAUUUAUUAAUUUCGCCAACAACUAUAGAGUUAGUUGCGGCUAUUAAUAUUUCUAAAGGAUUUAAUAUUAAUUUUUCUAAAGUAGUUGGGCAAGUUAAUAUUUCUGAUAUUCUUGUGACAAUUGAUAAAUCACAAUAUGUAGGUGUCAUUUCUUUAUUAGACAUGUUUUUUGAAUACGGCAUGUCUACAAAAUAUCUGAAGUAUCGUCCACAAAACGUACCUGUCAAAACGAAUCCAAAACUGUGGUGGAAGUAUAUUUAUAAUGUCAAAUUGGAUGAAAUUAAAGAAAAAAACAAACCAAAAUGGAAUGGAAAUGAUAAUGAGGAAUAUAUGGCGUUAUACAAAAAGACGCUCGGCUAUUCGUUUUUGCCAACUUUAACGAAAAAGGAAGUCACUCUUAUGGACGAGUUCGAAUCAAAAAUGGAAACUGAAGAAAUAUUACACAACAGAGAGCGCGCCCGUCGGGAAAUUGAAGCAUUUCUCAUUGAAAAUCCACAACUUCGGAAGAAGAAGAGUUUUGUUGAAAAAGUGAAAGAGUUUUGUUUGGGGUUCUUUGUCAAACAAGAAAGUCUUGAUAUGAAGACUUUGACAGCAAUCGGAGAUUUUAAAGUCGAUCCCGAAGCAUUACAUGGAGAACCCGCCGAUUAUAAGAAAAUGAAAUUUGGCGUCUGUUUGAACAAAAUACAACUAGUGUUGACAAACGAGAAUAAAGUGAUUUAUAACUCAACAAUUAGUGAUGUAACCGCCAAAAUGAUUUUACGGCCUCAGGGUUUCAUUUUAACCGCCGAAAUUUCGGAUAUGAUGAUAACUGAAAAUUCCGUGGAAAAGGCGUGGAAUUAUAUUAUUAGAAAAAUAACAAAUGAGCCACUUGUUACGGCACAAGUAGACAUGAAACCACUUGAUAAUAAAGUUGAUUUAAGAAUAGGUGCAGAAGUUCAACAAAUUGAUAUAACGCUUUUUAAACAAUUUGUGAUAAAUAUGGCACUUUUCUUCCAAAUACCAAACACCGCAUCUUUGGAAAAAGCAAAACAAUUUACCGCAGACAAAUUCCAAGAUGUUUGGAACACCGUCCAAGAAAAGAUGGGCACACAAGGGUUGAAAACUAAAGAAGAGCCAAAACGAAAUGUAACAGAAAUCAAUGCGACAGUUCUUGCGCCAAAAAUUGCCGUUUUACUCGAUGAAACAAAAGAAGAAACUGAAAGCAUUUUAGUGAAUUUGGGUUCAGUAAAGGUCUCUACAGCGACAGAAAGCGAUUACGACAUUUUUAAUAUUAAUGUAACUGACGUUUCUAUCGCAACACAAAUUGUCAACGCAAAUUAUAUAUUGCCAAAGGCUGCAGACAAUUUCAUUGUAGAUCCAAUUUCGUUUGAAACCAUUUUUGGUAUGGGAGUGAAAAAACAAAGUAAUUUGCCGCAGAUGAAGUUGAGUGUUUUGUUUGAAAAAAUUGGUGUUGAAUUCAGUGUGAAACGAUAUGACUUUUUGGUGCAAUUUCUUCCAAAAUGGGGGAGUGGAUGGGAGAAGUUAAGUUCCGACCAUCGCAAUAUCGAAAAGGUUGAAGACAAAGAGAUGAAUGAAUACCUCAAAGUACUUGAGAAGAGUAAAGAAGAGGAUUUUAAAAAGAUGAAGUCACAAAUUGAACAAAUAGCUGUGAUGAAAAUAGAAGUUGGUAUUAAAGUGAUUGAACUUUCGCUCAAGAAAAAAGAGGAUGAAAUGAACGACAUUAUUCGAAUGGAAAUUUCUAACAUUCAACUUGGAAUUUUCCAAAAGACCUUUGAAAUGAAAGUUGAAGCGUUGGUACAAAAAAUUAAAAUCUUUGACUGUAUUUGCAAAAAUGAAAACUUUUUUAUCGCAACAACAAAUUAUUAUGACGAAGAAACGUUCUUUGAGGCUUUUGUCGAAAUGAUUCAAAAGGAAUCACCAAAUUUCAAAAAUUGCGAAAUGUUCGUUUUGGCAAACAUUCGGGACUUCCAUUUGGCUCUUCGUCCCGAAACUUUGGGAGAACUUGCACUCUUUGCGAUGAGUCUUGUGCCUCCAAAACAAAGCGCCAAAAGUUCAACAUCUGGCGAAAUUUUGAAAAGCCCAAAUGAAAAUGACGAACAACUGAGGAACAGUACCGAAGAAAUUACUCAAGUCCUUCAAAAUUACAAAAAUGGUAAAAAGUUACAUGAAAAAGCUAAAAAUUUGUUAGAGAAAUUGAAACGAGAAGAUCCACCAGAAUUACUUAAGAAAAUGAAAAUAGAAGUGAAUAUGAGAAAGAUUGGACUUGUGAUAUUGAAUGAAACAAAUGAAGUCCUUAAACUUGAAGUCCAAGAGAUCAAAGCAUCUAUUGCGAUGUAUGAGUGGGGGAUGUCAGUUAGAAGUUCAGUGCAAAGAUUAUUAGUUGUCAAUAUGGUGACUCAAGACGAGAAUAACAAGAAUGUAUUAGACACAGUGAACAACGAACAAUUGCUUUGCGCCAAAAUCAAAAUCAACAAUCUAACAAAGCAAUUGAGUGUUGGUGCAAUUGUAACACAAAUUACAACAAACGUCGACAUGAAUUUAAUUAAAGAACUUUUGAAGACGGUGAAGAAUGAAAAAUUCAUGAAAUCAAUUCGACACUCACAAGACUACAUUUCAGAAGGCAUUGAAGAUGAUAAUCAAAUGACAACAAAUGAAUGUGUUAAACCACGUGGAAUAAUUUGUUUGUCAGAUAAAAGUGAAUUUGAGUUACUCCCAUCAACAAUGAAAAUCACAUGUGAAAUUGCUGGCCCCAAAAUUAAAUUGCCAAUAAAUAUGGAUGCUGUUGACUUCCUCCAAAUCAAUAUGGGAAAUUUGAAAAUCGCGAAUCGUUCACAAAAAAGUGAUCCAAUUGUGUUCGAUAAAGUUAUUUACACUCCAAUUGUUGAAACGAUGAAAGUAAGUGUCGACUCAAUUCAAGUUGAAACAUCUAUUGAUACAAACAAAACAUACAUCGUCAAGGACAUUGUCAUUAACGCACAAAUGGAAACAUUCAAGUGGCCAGAAUGCUUCACUGAGGAGAUGAAAGAAAAUGGAUUUUUGAAGCUUAAAGUGAAUAUCGAUAACAUUGAAACGUACAUCUGCCCUCUUCAAAUUCAAAAACUCCUUGAAUUCUCAAAUUUUGCACAAGACUCGUUAACCGGAGAUAUUACAGAAGUUGAGGAAAUGUCUUCAAAUAAGAACAUGAAAGACGUUGAAAAGAAAGUAACACUGAAAUCUGAUAUUUCAACAGAGAAAAAGUACACAACAAACACAAAACAAACUGAUGGGACUAUCGAAUGGCCGCCAGUGGCAAAGCGCAAACCAAAACUCAUUGUGGAUGCUGCAAUACGAAAUGUGUGUUUGACACUCAACAAAACAAAUGGAGUAGUUGAGAACGAUAAAUUAAUGGCACUCAAUUUAAUUGGACUUAAGAGUCAAAUCGACAUGACAUAUGACGAAUUCAUUCAAGUUGGUCUUGUCGUUCACUCUCUUGAAAUUAAUGAUGUCAGAACAAUUGAAAACAAAACAAUUGCAUUGCGAAAAUGCGUUGGGUGCUUUGGGACAGAGGACUUGUUAACUACUCAAGUCAUGUUGUGUCUUCCACUCAAGUAUUACUCUGUUGACCAAUGCACAAUCGAACAACCAACUCUCUGCGUGCUUCCAGAUUUCAUUGGUGACGUUCUUUUCAUUGUUAAUGAAAUUACUAAUUUGCUACCAAAAACGCCUGUUAAGUCGGACGCCACACAAAUGGAUAAAACGUGUAAUACAAUUGACAACAAAGUGGCCGUGAGUGACGAUAUCAUUUUUAACACUAAUAACAUUUUAAGAAAAGUCGUUUUUGACGAUCGGAUGUCGACCAAAAUGACUAAACAAUCGUCUGGCUUCUUAAACUUCUUGAAAGUUGGGAAGAAAGACUCGAGCGAAACUGAUAAAUUGGAGGAUUUAACGAUGCUUGAGUUAUUGCGUCUGACAUAUACUCAAACACAAUCAAGUGAAGUAACAAAACAAAUCAAUUUUGAAGGUAAGUUGAAGACUUUGACAUUAAAAAGUGUUGAUUCUGAGAGUUUGAUAAGAACAAUUGUAACAAAGUACGCUGUUCCAGAAUCGACUGCUGUUGACUUCUUGUCCACUGCAUAUAAAUAUAAUAUUUUAGUCAGAUCAAACAAAGCAGACGACGAUCAGUUUGAGAGAAACAAAACGUACUUGUUCAAUCCAGUUAUUGCAGAGUAUUUCUCUGUGUUGAACAACCAAAAAGUUCCAGUCGAAACACAAGUCAUUAUGGAUCAAAAUGUGUCGCAACGAGUGCAAAAUGUAUUCGCCAAUGUCAACAUAAACCAAGCUACUUUGAUUGUCGUCAGUAAUGAAUUCGACCUGAAAGGGGAGUACAUUUUGGCACGAACAUCAUUGCAGGCUUCAGUCAAAAUGGCACAAGAGAAUAUGUACUUGAGCUCGUUUUUAAAAAUCCACAAUACGGACGUUCAUAGAGGUAUUCUCGAGAAUUUGGUCAAUCGUAACAUCAAAAAAGAACUUAUUUGCGACUCACUCGAAAUCACUGCACUCGCAAAGGUGUGGCAAGAAAACGAAAAAAUGUCGAUCAUGGCAAAUCUGAAUGGAACAAAAGACCUCAAAGUCUUUUUGAGUUUUAACGACAUAAACACAAUCAACACUGUAUUGGACCACAUCGUAAAGGGUCUUGACAAGAACAAGCCAGUUGAAAAUCAACCCAAACAAGAGGAACAACAAGUUGACAAUAAAAAUGAAAGUUUGAAACCUCUCGAUGAUGUAAAGACUGAUCUGAAAGAUGACAAAAACUUUGCAGAACCAGAGCCAAAGAACGAGACAGUCAUUUCUGCGAAUUUAAGUUUCAACCCAAUUGAAGUGUACUUGGUCAACGAUUUGAAUGGGCGAACACUCCCAUUACUCAAAGUGGAAGUGAAAAAUACAGAGGCUGAAUUUUACAUGGAAAAUAUGGUCAUUACCACCAAAUUUGGAACAAAUGUUUGUGUUAAGUUUUUCAAUGACUACCAAAUGCAAUUCGAGCCGUUUAUCUCCGAUUUUGGCGUUCGUGGUGAAGUGGAAGUGUACCAGAUUGGUAUUUCACAAAAUGUUAUUGGAAGUGUCAAAGUCGAUAAAAUCACUGUCAAUAUUUGCCACGCAACAAUUCUUUCUGCACUCAACACAGUUGCUUCUUUAAACAACAAAACAAAGAGUGAUAAAUCCGAAGUGUACUUGACGUACUUGAAUGAGACCGGAGAAAAAAUUUUGAUUGAAAACAACGACGAGUUUGCUUCCCUUGAAAACGACAAAGAGCUUCCUCUUGUUUUUGACUUUGAACAUGAGUGUCAAGGUAUUUCCACUGGUAGAAAUUUGAUAACAAAAGCGUUCCAAAAAGUCGUGAAAAUCGACAAUCAGAGUAUAUCCGUCGAUGCCAUCGUUUCGAAAAAUCCAAAGCUCUUCUUAAUAGAGAACAAAACCACCCAAACAAAGUUCAACCCGUUGAUCAGCGAGGUCGUGACAAGUGAAGACGGAAGAAAGAAACUCUAUUUACAUAGUGAUGUUAUGAUUGAAAACAAAACUGACUUCGCUUUGGAAUUUGUUGUUAAAAACACGCAAAACUCAACGUCUUUCAUCUCGGAAAAACAGACAACAAAAAGUCUUCCAUUGUGUUUAAGCCGCGGUGAGAUUUUCUUGAAAACCCAAAAUAAAGAUGGCGACUUCACUUCGAUUGGGCUGAUCGAGAAGUUUUUCACUGUCCAAUCCACAACCAAGUUUUAUUUGGGAAAGGAGAAAGAGACGAAACGAGUUGUUGUCUCGAUUCAUUCAAAGAAGGUUUUCGACGACCCUCGAAGUCAAAUGAUAGUCAUUAAAAUUACCCCAACGUUUACUUUACUAAACUCGACUCCUUAUGAUAUGACCAUCAAUGUGUCGGGUGGUACCACCAUUUUGAAUUCCUUAAAUACCGCCAAUUUCUAUGUCAGCAAAUCUGAAGUUGUCAACUUCUCAAUUUCGACGUAUCAAAAUCUCGAGAUUGACAAAACAAGUGAGGUGAUUGGAACGAUUGAACUCAAAAGCGCACAAAGAGCCGUGGAAGUAAAGGAUUCAAAAGGAAGACGAGGAUUUGUUUAUGCAGACUAUUUUACGUCGUUUUCUCACACUGAGAUCGUUCUGUAUGCCGCUUUCUAUGUAAUGAACUACUCAACACACUCACUGUUCUUUGCAACACCGGGAACAAUGUCGAAUAAAGAAUUGCCAGGACAAAAUGAGAAAGGGUUGCCACCAAAAGGAAUUCCGUUCUUGAUUUUGGGACAGGAAGAAAACCCAGCAGAUACAAAACUGAUGUUCCACACCGAAUUUUCCGACUUUGGAAAAAGUGGUGACGCACUUCCAACGAGUGAAGUCGGGUUUAAAAAGGUUGUGGACUGUCCAAGAAGAAUCCCCAAUAAUAUAGACUGUAUAAGAUACGAAGUUGCGAUGAAUGGAAGAAACUACACAAGAACAAGACAAAUCAAAAUUUAUGACAAUUACAUUGCUGCAAAUUCAACCAAAUUUGAUAUUAAAAUUUGUGCAGGCGGUGUUGAAAACUUUGUGAAGUGUAAGCCCGAAAAUUACAACGAGAAAGACUUUGAAAAGAUGUGCUGCAAGUCGCUUCUUGUUGGGGGUGAUGACCGCAAUUUCCAAAUUGGCAUCAACGGAGAAAAGUCAAUCGAAUUUCCGAUGAACGAAGUUGGUGAAUAUCCGUUGGCCAUGAAGUGUGGCAAAUUUGACGUUUCGGUGAAAGAAUUCAAACACUUGACGUACAUUUGUUUGUAUGAACGAAGUGAAUCAAGUCCACCAUACAGGAUCAUUAACAACAGUAAAUUGGAUGUAACUGCGAGCCAGGAUGGACAAAAUACUGAAAUCAAAGCACAACAAAAAAUCGGGUUUUACCUUCCAAACCCACGCAAGGAACCCGUCAUCAAAUUGAAAAUUGGAACAAAAGAAGAGAAAAUUGAUUUUAACAAAAUCGACAAGAGGUAUAAGAGCAUCGAAGGAAUUGGCAUUAAGGUGAUUGUGUUGGAAGGGACACGAACAUUGUUGAUAGACCAGGAUGUUCGAAGCAACGACGAGAGGUCUACAAAACAAACAAACGUGAGAAUGAAUUUGUUGGUUGAGGGUGUUGAAGUCAACCUGUCAAACGAAUGGCCAGACGAUUUGUUAUCGGUGACAUUGGAAAAUAUCGAAGCAGAUGUCUCCAUCGCUGGAAAGCAACUGAAAGCGAUUUUGAACGUCGAUGACUUCCAAAUCGAUAACAUGGCUCUUGACACGCCGUACCCAGUUUUGUUAUGCAAACACAAAGAGGAAAAAAGUGAAAAGAAGCAAGUCCUCCAUGUUACUCUCAUCAAACGAGACGUUGGCGAUAUACAAACAUUGCAGUUCGAGUACUUUACUGCACUGUUGCAACAACUGGACAUAAUGGUCGACGGUACUGCUCUGUUUGGAAUUUUGAACUACGUUUCGAGCCUGCCAUUCAACAAAGUAUUACCGGAAAAGAAGGGCGAUUACAACCCAUACCUCCCAGAAAUCCCACCAAAAACACCACCAGUGUACUUGUUUUUCAAAGAUUUCCAACUCCAGCCAAUGAAAUUUGUUUUAACUUUUAAACUCGGGUCGGCAAGUUUGGAACUGUUGCCUUACAACGCAAUGACCGCACUCAUUCACACAUUUGGCUCGAUGCUUGGCAAUUUGGACCACUCGCCAAUCUCAAUCAACAACUUCUUUGUUGCCAACUGCUACGAAAAAGUCGACCGUUUUGUUUCGAUGAUUGUGAACCACGUCACCAUGCAGGUUGUUAAAGAUUUGUAUCUCUUACUUGGUUCUGCCGAUUUCCUUGGAAACCCAGUUGGGUUGGUCUCAAAUGUUGGUAGUGGAGUGAAGGCGUUUUUCUAUGAACCAAUUCAAGGAUUGACAGUCUCUCCAGGCGAGUUUGCUUGUGGCGUUGGCAGAGGAUCAAAGAAGCUUUUAACCUCAACAGGGAGUGGUGUGCUCAACAGUGCGAGUAAGAUUGGAAACACUUUGGCUACUGGUGUGGCUGGACUUACAAUGGAUGAAGAGUACAUUCAGGAACGUCAAAGAAAAAUGAACAAGAAAGACAAAGGGCUUGUUGGAGGAUUGACAAGUGGUUUGUCAAGUUUCGGAAAUGGCCUUGUCGGAGGGGUGAAAGGUGUGUUUGUUGAUCCGCUCAAAGGUGCCAAAGAUGGUGGAAUAAGUGGGUUUGGAAAAGGCAUUGGAAAGGGUGUUGUUGGUCUUGUUACAAAGCCAAUUACUGGAGCUGUCGACUUAGUAUCAUCCACCGCGGCUGGGGCAGCAGAAAGCAUCAACGGAGAUGAGAAAGAAAAGAGAAAGAGAGAUCCAAGAAUUUACUGUAAUGAAAAGGGGAUGAGAAAUUACACAUGUGACAUACAAAAAGAUAAGUUGGUGAGCGGUGAUACGCCAGAAGAUUGCAUUAAACAGAUUUGCAAGAACAGCAAAGAAGGUAUUGAAGAAACAGAUGAGAUUGAUGAUGGAGAUAUUUUGGUAUUGACAAAUCAAAGAAUUUUUGUGUUGGACACUCAACAUUUACACUUCAAAGACGGAGUUGAUCUGAGCGAGAUCAAAACAGUAUCGAGUGGGAUGGACGGUAUUGAUGUUAUAUUAAAGAGUGGUGAAAUAAUGAAAAUUAAAUACAACAAGCCAAUCAAGGCAGCAACUUUGCAAAACAGAAUUAAAAAGCAUAUUCCUACUGCGGACGCAUCAGUUUCAACACCCAAAGAAGAAGCGAAACCAAAAGAAAGUCCAAGAGAAAACAGUAAAUCAAGAGACUUUUUAAAGAUGUUUGGAAAAACGUCUAGUGCCAAAAGUGAUGAAAAAAAGAAAGAAGAGGAACAACACAAAUUGACAGAAAGUAAAAGCGCGCAAGCAUUUGGAACAAAACAGAAAACUCCAAGAUCAAAUGAAAGUGAUAAAUUGAAGGUAGAAAUUACAGCCUCACAAAGCUCAGAAUCAUUGGCGGCGUCAUGCGCUACUUCACAUGAAACAAAUAAAAGUUCUUCAUCAGAUUCAGAGUCAUCAAACAAUUCUGCAACCCUUGUGACAUUUGAGGAGAAUAGUACAGAAGGAAUUAAGUCGGAAAAGAUAGAGAAAAAGCACCACGGUUUGAUGUCGAAACUCAAAGAAAAGAAUGAAAAAAGGAAGUCACAAAAAGUGGAAGAGAAAAAAGUGAAGGAAGAAGCCAAGAAAGAGAAAAAGGAAGAUGCCCAAAGCGAGGACAAAGAAAAGAAAAAGAGAUUUGGUCUAUUUUAA
Messenger RNA from Entamoeba invadens IP1, 10170 nucleotides. RefSeq names its product vacuolar protein sorting-associated protein, putative. The transcript is spliced from 3 exons. Lineage: Eukaryota; Evosea; Mastigamoebida; Endamoebidae. Gene Ontology annotation, biological process: protein targeting to vacuole; protein retention in Golgi apparatus. The record is from RefSeq and is a predicted model, not a curated record. Bases 1 to 10170 code for a protein of 3389 amino acids. Gene Ontology annotation, cellular component: extrinsic component of membrane.